AUGACGUCCACCGGACUCCUACAUGUCCCAGCGCCGGAGACUUUUAGAAGGGCGAAGUAUGGCGAGCACACUGCGGAGGAUGAAUUCUGGCAGCUGCUCGCGAACAUCCUGCAGACAAAAACGGUGUCUCCGACUGGCGGUACCCUAACGAAAGAUGUUUCCUUGGAGUGCAAGAUACUGGUGAGCACAGGCCUGUGGAAGAGUGGUUACUAUGCUGGCUGGUUGUAUGAUAGGGAGGUGAAAGGAGUCUCUAGCAGGGAACUCCUUUUGGCACUUGGCUGGCUGCUUGCCGCUGGAAUGCUAGAGAAACUUUUGAUCCAACGAGUUCAGCAACUGGACAAAACACUACUUCCUCCCGUACUUUUGAAACUUGAGAUUCCUCAGGGGCCAUUGGUCGAGUGCAGCUCUGUUAAACGACUUCAAUGGCUCGUUGGUUUCCUGAGACACCAAGGACGGAUGCUGCUGUCCAUGCAGGACGAGCAAGCCUCAUUAUUUCACGCUGUUCUUUCUCAUAGCCAAUCAUCUCGAUCCUCAUCUUCAGGACAAAGUUCUCCCGCACUGAAAAAGAUAUGCAAUGAUGUGCAGCAGCUAUCUGACAUCUUUGAAUUGUACCUUAAAUGGAAGGAGCUAGAGAAUGUUUUUUGGACCUGGAUGGACAGUGUGGUGGACUUGCAUGAAAAGGAUCCUGUCACUGAGAGGCCUACACACAUCAUGCGGGGAGAUGUCAACUGCAACGCUGGGCAACUAGCUUUAGACAAACUGGAUAAUAUACUGCUGAGACUGGAAACAUUGCAGUGGAAAGGGCAGGAGACUGGGAAAGUGGACAAAGAGGACAGGAAAGGGAGACUACAGGAUGAUUUGGACAUUUGCAGUGACGCACUUCUUGAAUCUUUACCUCCCAGGAUAUCUGUCUCUCAAGCAUACCGACCUAGAUUCCUGACUAGGAAGACUGUCAAGAGCAGCUCAGUCAAGAGUUUCCAAGGUACAGUUGACGAGGCAGACGAGUUACCAGUAUCUGAGGUUGUAGAGCUGCUUGCUCAUACUGAGAGACAACUGCUAGACGCGAGGGACACACAGAGAUUUGCCAACAAGAUGCAGCUGCAGGAGUUGAUUGGGAGACUGGACAAACUGUUGUUGAUACCACCAUAA
This is a messenger RNA of Nerophis lumbriciformis (worm pipefish), 1149 nucleotides long. Lineage: Eukaryota; Metazoa; Chordata; Actinopteri; Syngnathiformes; Syngnathidae. The record is from RefSeq and is a predicted model, not a curated record.